GAUCAAUAAGCCUUAGCCAGUCCAUACUAAAGUGCACGCUCAGAUUAAAACUGGGCCUUUGCAACGUGAAUAUCGACCUGGCUAUCAACAACGCAGGCCUGAUAACCGUAUACUGUGUUAUGCAGGUUUCACGUUAAAGAGAACUGGCCAUUGUGAAGGGGUUGACCCGUUACUGGACGCACCUGUUAACGGACUACGGGCGUUCCUUAGUCGACAACACUUCACCCGUAACUUGUGGAAUUCAAGAAUGGGGAAAAGUGAAACACUGACGGCAAGGUUAUACCAAGGGCGAAACCGGAGAUGAUCCUGCUAAUAUCCGGGCAUCUGUGAAUUGGAAAUACAGGGGAUACGGCAGGUACGCCAAUGGCAACACUGACAGUGUUCUUGUAAUCCAAGAGCAUUGCAUUGAGGACGGCAGUGGUAUAUGAGAAAGACGUUGGUUCAAAGCAAAACGUGUGCAAAAAUUAGGAUUGUUUUUUUUUUUUUUUGGAAAAUUUGGCUUUUGGAAACCAGAAGAAUUUUGACAGCGAAGGGGUCUUGUUGGUGCAUUUUAGUCCCAGGAUACCGGAAAACGUUGUCAGCCUACGCUAUACAUGGAUUUUUUGCAUUCGUGCAGUCAAUACAUAGAUUUCAAGAGAAACUCGUCUGAUUAUUGUGUUCAUGUCAUUUAUCGUAACCUUAUGAAGAAAAAUGACUUGGCUGGCUUUUUAUUGGCAUAUGAACAGAAGUUCUUAUUGAAACGUCAUUAUUAUAGAAGAAAAUAACGUAUCGAUCCAAAGGUAGAAUAUCCAUUGUAGGAAGAAAUCCUAAUUACAGUUCUUCUGACAGCGAGAAGAAAGACAGAGAAGUGCUUCGGACGGCUGAGGAAUUAUCAAGGAAGUCGAUCUUAGGUUAGUUAGAUAAGAGUGAUACGUUUUGAAUAACGUCUUAAUCGCAGUUUUCAACUCUCAAUGAAACACUGCUGACGCUCGAGCCAUUAACGCAUCUACGUUUCUGCUUGAGACGAAUUCUCUUGAAACAGAAGCUUUUAGCUAACGACCCUGUGACAGCGCUUUAUCUUCGAGCAGACCAUGAUGAAAUGUUUCUGCUGACGGCAAGUCUCCUGUGAUUAAGCUUCAUUGCUGGAAGCGUGACUGUCUUGGAAUAUUUACGCACGGAAGGUGUCAGAAUAAAUCGACCCUACAGAUUUCGCAUUGAUGGGAUUGGACUUGCAGUUCUGAAACAAGCAGAGGAGCCUAAAUUUUGAUUUCGCAAACAGAUAGUACCAUGGAGGUAUUGUGGAGGAAUAUGGUUACCCAGGUCAUUUGGUGGCGGUGGUUGGGUCUUCUUACUGUCCUGUUAUCACUGGGAGGCGCCAUGAUGGACCUCGUUAGGUUUGAAGACAAACCCUUCGACACCAGUAUCCUGGUACACGGCCGGACAGUCUCCUGCAACGGGAGCAUCCCCAAGGGAAGGUUCGCAGGGCCCACGUGGACUUGUGCCGAUAUCAAGGUUGAUGGAUUGCGGCUUUCCUACGGAUUUAUCUCUUAUGAGAGCGGCGUGGGCCAGUCCGAAAGACACUGUGACGCCAACACCGACAAUUUGACAAACGACUACGCCCAGUUGUGCAGGGAAAUGAUGGCGGUUCAGAAGGAUGUUGGCCGGGAACCGUUUUGGUCCGCUUUUAUCAGUGACGGCAGCUGCGGCGCCUUACCCGAGAAACGCAUGAGGUUCUUAAAGGACAGGGGCAGAGUCUGGCACGUGAUGGAUCCAGGGAGAGGUUACGUCAGGACGUUACAGUGCAUGUUAUAUCCUAACCCAAACGACGGGUUACACUGACGACGAACAGAUGACUCGGGAAAUUCCGGUCAAGAUCGGACAAAUUGUUCAACUCUCGCUGGUACGAGAGAUUGCGGGAUUUUUGCUUUAGUACCAAAGAAUGGAACUCAAAGUAGAGGCAGCGUGGCCUCUCGGAGCGGAGAGAGAAGUAGCUUGGCUUUUCUUUAUCUGAUAGUGUUAGGAGCGGCUGGCAUUCACACCACCUUAGUAUAAUCAAAUGCCACCUCCUUGUGACGUCACUUUCUACACUGGUGACGUCAUUCUCUGAACUGGACGGAUAGACCAACUUAAGUGUGAAAAUUUUAACUUAACUGAUUCCUUAACAUUUGGUUGAAUGACACGAAAGAUUGAACUUAGACAUAUUUGAAAAAAAGUUUUAUGCGUUUUCACCGAUCAGCACCGAAUCAGAAGAAGAGAAAAGCUGAAAAAAGUUGAAGUGAACGCUAAAACAAGGUGAUACGAAAAUGCCGUUCUGCCCAGAAGUGACGUUGGUGCAGUGGAUCGGGCAUAUUAAUGACGAUUCAAGUUGCGCUCUGGCUUAUCUGUUAUGAAUCUUAAAGUGCGCAAGAUACUGGGACGGACACGGUGCUCCGAAACGAUGUAUUAGUGGGCUGCCUUAGCUGAGGAGAGAUGUGAAACCGUUAAGGAUGCUCGCUGUCGGCUGGGUGUGAAUUCGGAGGGGUUUUUAUAAGGAACGAACAGUGGUGGAUUUAUUAGGAGGUACGAGAAUGUACAUGCUGUCUCCUAUGAUGAAGAGUUGACGUCGACAACAGAUUAUUAUAUAUCACUUCAAUAAUUGGUAGAACCGUGGAAGUUCGCCAAUAUUACACGAAUGUUUUGCCACGACUAGUUGCAUGAUGCUUGUUGACACAUUGUGUGCACGUGGCCAUGAAGAGGGAUAUCAUAGGAAAAACUGUGCUGUGAUGUUCGGAAAACAUUCAGUAGGCCCUAUUAGGUGUGUGAUAUUAUAACUAUUGGUUAUAUCCCGUGUAUCUGGCAAGUGAUCCAGAUCGUUAUCCUUUUUAUGCUUCUCGAAGAUCACGGGUAAUCUUAACGGAACUGUAAAGCAAACGGAAUGGUUAUUUUUACGACAUAAAGGUAACUUUACGCCAUUAUCGGAACAGUUGUGAUUCUGCAACGGUGAAAAGCGAAAAGGAAACAUAAACAGACGAAUUUCGCCAUUCAACAGUAUCGGGAGAAUGUAUGACCUAACAGCUGUAAGACGCGAAAAGGAAAUGAAAACGGAACAAUUUGACGGCAUCACAUUGUCUCAUCGACAAUAUUUGAUGGAGCUUUGAUCCUGAAACUGGAAGGGGGGGGGGGGACAGACCAAAGAUACACAAGCAAACCGACACGAUCCGACCUUCUACCAAAGACUUGUGAUAAUAAACUCAAAGAUGUAACUGCCUUUGAUCUGCCUCUUACAGGCGGUGAUAAAUCAUCGCAAGCGCCAUCUUCAAACAUCCAGCGCUGUCAUGUGGCGCUGUAGCCAAGACACGCCACUGCAUCUCAAGAUUUUUUUUUCAAAAAUUGUAUUCAGUUCUUACCUCAUAUAUGGACACUUUCAGUGGGGUAUUAUGGGCACUUUCAAAGGGUUAAUGGACACUUUCAAAUACUUAAGUUGGGUACUUUCAACUUUCAAAGGAUUUUUAAAAACAUCUCAGGGACCCGCAUUUGUUCCCAAAGCUGGUUCUCCGUUUAAGAUGAGCUGACUUCAAAAAUUACCACAAUCUGAGCAGCGCUUUUCUUCAAAAUGGAUCUUGCCUAGAUUAAUACUCCAAAUGUAUUUACAUCAAGCAAGUUUUCAAAAUUAGUGUCAUUUGUUAUGCUGAUGUUUUAGGUGACAAUGAAGUAGGUGUCACCUUUAAAAAAAAAGGCGUCACCAUAUCGCGUGUUUUUAAUGCUGUACAGUUCUUAUUGUGAAAGACCUGGACCUGUUUUUGCAGCAUGCUUUAUGCUCUGCAUCAAACUAAAGCUAAUACAAAUCUUAUUCCUAUUUUUUAUCAUUACGUCAUACCGUAUUAUCAUGUUUUUUUUUUUUUUUUUUUUUUUUUUUUUCAGUAGAGAAUUGUAGUCUCCCCCUACGCCAGUUUUCUUUACAAAAAUUUGUAGAACGUGAUAUAUAAAACGGACGCAUUAAGUUAAAGCAAAUUGCUUUGUUUGUAGGUAAGUGGUCAGAAACUAUGUAUCUAUUUAUCGCAGUGAGUGUGCGGAAGGAUCCCAAAUUUGGUAAUCAAUCAGAUUGAGCACUGAUUUAUUUUAGAAACAUUUACGCCGAGAUUUUUUUAUUUUUGUGGUUAAGUUGGUAAUAAUUCAGGCUUGUUUAAGUCGGAUGCGACAGGUGAGAAGAAUGUGACGCUUCACAGCUGAAACAAUCAUCCCAACAUUCCAUUACGAGACGUAGCGCCAUCUAUUGUAUAUCUGUAGGUAGAAAUGGCGCAACUAUUAGAAUGUUUGACAAGACAGCCAAUAUCUGACAACACGUCCCUUUGGACUCAAUAAAAUUUGCAUUAUAGGAUUUGUAGAAUCGUGAAGAGUAAUAUAAUUAAUUUUGGUAAGAGUGUACUUAGUCAUCAUGCCAGGAUUAAUUAUUGUGAUGACAUAUUUUUCCACUGUCAUCUCUGAUUAUAUUUACUGUUGGUGUCAUACGAACAUUUAAUUUGAUCUCUCUGUAAAUAAGACGAACGCACUACAUAGUGAGUGGUGUACAUAAUUGUACGAUUAUUUAGAGUUUUGUUAACAGCAUACUAAGCUAUUAUAUAAGCGUUAUUGUAAGUAGUAUAAUUGUUAAUAUGUUAAAAUGUUGGCGGCGUUGCAGCGAAUAAAAUUGUGUUAUAGUGUUGGUUCAAA
Lingula anatina is the source of this 4668-nucleotide messenger RNA. RefSeq lists its product as uncharacterized. The record is from RefSeq and is a predicted model, not a curated record. Lineage: Eukaryota; Metazoa; Brachiopoda; Lingulata; Lingulida; Lingulidae.